This is a messenger RNA of Macadamia integrifolia, 4300 nucleotides long. Its product is annotated as inactive protein kinase SELMODRAFT_444075-like. The transcript is spliced from 10 exons. Gene Ontology annotation, molecular function: ATP binding; protein kinase activity. NCBI's taxonomy places the organism in Eukaryota, Viridiplantae, Streptophyta, Magnoliopsida, Proteales, Proteaceae. The coding region runs from base 1844 to 4096 and encodes 750 amino acids. Gene Ontology annotation, biological process: protein phosphorylation. The record is from RefSeq and is a predicted model, not a curated record.
GAAGAACACCUACGACCUGGCACAGAGGCUGCCAGCCUGCAACAGAGCCCCACCGAGACCGUGCAGCAUUACCAGCUAUUACCGUCGAUUUUUUUUUUUUUUUUUUCUGAUAAAAAAAGAUUGCAUUUAAUGAUCCUGAUAGGGGUGGUGGUGUCCAGACUCCAGUGUUGUCGUGCUGCAAGUGCUACUGUGCCACCGAAUCGUUUUCUGUGAAUCCCAGCAAUUUUUGCAACUAUACAGUAGGUGAAGGAGGUUUGAGUGCUUACUGUUCAGGUUUCUUGUUUGCUCUCGAUUCUUUUCCAUCUGACGUGAAAGGAACUGGAGAUAGCGAAAGAGGUAAUCAGGUAAUCGACUAGAAGUUAGAACACGUGAUACCUCUGGACUGAGCUCGACUUUUGAUGGUUUUGAAUCCUGUUUUGUUCGUCAAAGCCGCCUCUUCUUUUAUCUCUUCAGUUUUAUACCUUUUGGUCGACGGAGUUCAAGAUUGAACCGAUCUGGUUUCCUGGUUUGGUGGAUGUUUGUUUCCUAAUGCUCUGUUUAAGCUGUGAAAGAACAGAUAGGAUUAAAGUGUUUGAGUUCGAGAGGAUUCAUGUCCGUUGAUGUUUUUUGAGUUCAGGGGGUUGCGAGGUUUUGGUGCUUACGCUUUGGAGGUGAAACUAAUGCUUUCAUCACUUGUUCUAGUUUGAAAGAGUUGAGAAUUUGAGAUCAGAUAGCUGCGUACUAUCAGAGCUGUGUUAGCUUCUCAUUUCAAUUUGACCCCAUCUGAAGUAGAUCCGAGGUGAAGAUCGAUUUUCUUGCUGAACAGAGCCUUUUGUGGUUCAAAUUGACCAGCAUUUUCGAUUGCUGAAGUUCAUCGUACUUUUCUUUUUUAAAUCUUCGUUUGUAGAGAUUCUGAAAUCAUUUCGGCAACAGAAGCGUGAUUUGAUCGUUUUGGUUGGAGUUUGGACAGACAUGCGACCUGAUCCCUGUUGAAAGGAAUCAAUGCUCAGUGUUUUUAUUGUCUCUGAUUCAAUGCUAGCUCAUUUACUUUAUGAAGAGAAUAUAUGUUUAAUUCACUAAUUGACCUUGCGAUUUGAAGUUCCGAUUGAAAGGCCAGUACCGUGUGGAUUACAGGGAAGAUCCACUUUGGUUGUGGUUCACCACUGCACAUUGCAUUCUGAGAAAGAGUCCUGAGCUUCUGAUGAUACUUCCUUAAGUCCGUCGAUUCUGAACAGACGUGCUUGGCUCCGCUGGAGAGGAUCCCUACGCAUCUUCUUUUCCUCUUCGAAAGCUUCGUCUACCAAGGAUACUCAAGAUUUUAUUUCUAUAAGUGGACUACUCUUGUCAAAUUUCUUGAUGGAUCAAUAAAGGAAAUUGGGGGAAAAAAGAUAGGAUAUCACUCUGAAGAACAUUCAGUCGAUUUAACCUUUUUUGGCACCCUGGGUGGUCUCAGACAUGUUUCUGUUCGUAGGGAGCAGAAAGAGCGAAGAGAGAGAAUUCUGAUUAGUCGAGGUUACAGCUCUGUUGCCUGAAAGCAUCUUGAAGAAUGCCCUUCCUCUUCUUGAGCAGUUCAUCUUAUCUAGCAGGUUAAAAGCGUCCUGCCAUCCACUCACCCAUGAUUUCUAUUAUUGGAGAGAACAGUCAUCACAUUUUAGGGUUUGUAUUUUCAUGUCUAAAGUAGCUUGGUGGGGACGAAAUUCUCAAGCAAUAUUGGUUGUUUCCCGUGGCUUAUCUUCUUCCUUUUCCGUAAUUAUCUUGCUCUGAACUGACCCCUGAGGCAGAAAUCUCUCUCUCUCGUGAAUCGUGAUGGGUUUGGGAGGCUGCGCCUGUUGAACGAGGGGUUGGCUGAAAUAUACUGGGUCUGAUGAGUCUUCAGCCGAAGCGUGGGAAGCAGGAUAAGGGCACGGAUGUUGCUGAGAAGGUUGUCGUCGCUGUAAAGGCGUCCAAGGAAAUUCCCAGGACGGCCCUUGUGUGGGCUUUGACUCACGUUGUUAAGCCUGGGGACUGUAUAACGCUGCUGGUCGUGGUUCCUGCACACAGUUCGGGGAGAAAAUGGAGUUUUCCAAGAUUUGCUGGCGACUGUGCCAGUGGCCACCGAAAGUCUUACUCUGGAACCAGCUCUGAGCAGAAGUCUGAUAUUACUGAUUGUUGUUCCCAAAUGAUGCUUCAACUGCAUGAUGUUUAUGAUCCAAAUAAUAUAAAUGUCAAAAUAAAAGUUGUUGCUGGAUCCUCAUGUGGAGCAGUGGCUGCGGAAGCCAAGAGAGCUCAAGUUAACUGGGUGGUAUUGGACAAACAGCUGAAACAUGAGGAGAAACGCUGCAUGGAGGAGCUGCAAUGCAACAUUGUAGUAAUGAAACGUUCUCAGCCUAAAGUUCUUCGUCUUAAUUUGGUUGGAUCACCUCCGAAAGAACCUAAAGUUGCCUGUCAAUUGCCGUCCGAAUUAGAAGAAGCAUCUGAAAAACAUUCAAAAGGCAACAGUGAAACUCGGAAUUCCGUUCGAGGGCUGGUAGUAACUCCAACUAGCAGUCCAGAGCUUGGGACACCGUUCACUGCAACUGAAGCCGGAACAUCUUCCUUAUCCAGUGAAGAUCCUGGAACUUCCCCCUAUUCCAUCACUGAGAGAAAUGGAGAUGCGAAGAAAGAGGUGUCUGUUGCCACUAAGGAAAGCUUUAACCUGGAAGGUUCUAGCUCAGACACUGAAAGUGAAAAUAUGAGUGCUUCAACGAGUUUCUGCUUCCAGCCAUGGAUGGAAGAAAUUCUCAGUUCUGGCCGCCUAUCGUCAAAGCACGUUGAAGGGAGCUCACAGAGGUUCAAUGGUAAAUCACAGAUAACUACAGCUAAAGCAUUGUUAGAGAAAUUCUCCAAACUUGAUCGAGAAGCUGGAAUUGGGGUGAACUAUAGGCCUGAUUUGGACUACAGUGGAAAUGUGAGAGAAGCUAUUUCACUAUCCAGAAAUGCACCUCCUGGCCCACCUCCACUUUGUUCAAUAUGUCAGCAUAAAGCACCUGUAUUUGGAAAACCUCCAAGGUGGUUCAGCUUUGCCGAACUGGAACUUGCGACAGGUGGAUUCUCACAAGCAAAUUUUUUGGCUGAAGGUGGGUUUGGGUCUGUCCACAGAGGUGUCCUGCCAGAUGGCCAGGCAAUUGCGGUUAAGCAACACAAACUGGCUAGUUCUCAGGGAGAUCUUGAGUUCUGCUCAGAAGUGGAGGUCCUAAGCUGUGCACAGCACCGGAAUGUUGUGAUGUUGAUUGGGUUCUGUGUUGAGGACAGAAGAAGGCUGCUGGUUUAUGAAUACAUCUGCAAUGGAUCACUGGACUCUCAUCUUUACGGAUGCAACCGUGAUCCAUUAGAAUGGUCUGCACGACAAAAAAUUGCAGUUGGAGCUGCAAGAGGCUUACGAUAUCUUCAUGAGGACUGUAGGGUGGGCUGUAUAGUCCACCGUGAUAUGCGGCCGAACAAUAUCCUCAUAACCCAUGAUUUUGAAUCACUGGUUGGAGAUUUUGGCCUGGCUAGGUGGCAGCCAAAUGGAGACAUGGGUGUGGAAACAAGAAUAAUUGGAACAUUUGGGUAUUUGGCUCCAGAAUAUGCCCAAAGUGGCCAGAUUACAGAAAAGGCCGAUGUAUAUUCCUUUGGAGUGGUACUAGUGGAGCUUGUUACAGGGCGGAAAGCGGUUGACAUAACCCGGCCCAAGGGCCAGCAGUGCCUAACCGAAUGGGCACGCCCAUUACUAGAAGAAUAUGCCAUUGAUGAACUGGUAGACCCACGCUUGGGAAACCGGUAUUCAGAACAUGAGGUCUAUUGCAUGUUGCAUGCUGCAUCCUUGUGUAUCCGUCGAGAUCCCCAUUCUAGGCCUCGCAUGUCUCAGGUACUUCGUAUUUUGGAGGGUGACAUGUUCAUGGACUCCAAUUACAUGUCAACACCUGGGUAUGAUCCUGGUAACAGGAGCGGGAGGAUGUGGCCCGAGCAUCAACAGCAACAACACCAGCCUUACAGUGGUCCUAUAUUGAACGAAGCAUCUGAGGGAUUAGGAGCGAAGCUCUCCUAUGAGGCAUUGAGGGCAGCUGCAUGGGAGAGAGAAAAGGUGAGGAGGAGGGCUACAUGCGAUGAUGAUCUGUAAAACAAUACACGAAGCUACACACGUGGGACGAAUACUUGUAUUCCUCUUUUCUUUUUUAAUGCGUGGUACCCUCAGAUUUUGCUUGUACAGUAUUUCUGUUUUAAUUUUGGGACCCCGGGGGAGGAGGUGAAGGAAGUAGGAACUGUUAUUAAAUUCCAAUUAUAACCUCUUUCCAAGAAAAGAAUUGGGAAAGGGUUUCUCCAA